ACUUUAAAUAAACUAAUUACUUUUCAAAAUUUGAAAAUUAACUUUGUAAUUUUCUGUGAGGAAAUUGAUGAGUGAAUUGUACAGAAAGGAGUGUAGAGGGACCUUCCUUAGGUCCGUGAACAUUUUGAAGAGCUUAAGAUGACACUUGUGUGACCACCUUUUUUUGCCCUUUAGCUCCAUUCUGUAUUAUAUAUAUAGGCACUCUUAAUACAUAUAUGUAUUCACUAGAGAAUCCGUCUUUCUACUCCAGGACGAUAGGGAGAAUCUGUGUGGUUACUUCUCAUUGAAUUAUAAGGCGAUUUCCUGAGUUGAAUCGGAGAGUGGAGAAAAAUGGCAGAUGAAUACAAGGAGGCGUUGUUAGAGAAGCAGACGACGUACCACGAGGGAUGUCCUGGAUGCAAGGUCGAGAAGAUGAAGCAGCUCCGGAAAGGAUAUCCUUAUUUGGAGCUCUCCUUCGUUUGGAUCGUCGUCCUCUCCACUUCUCUGCCCAUCUCCUCAUUGUAUCCCUUCCUCUAUUACAUGAUUGAGGAUUUUGGUGUUGCAAAGACAGAGAAAGAUAUUGGGUUCUACGCUGGAUUUAUAGCGUGCUCCUUUAUGUUUGGCAGAGCAUUAACGUCAGUUUUCUGGGGCAUUGUGGCUGAUCGUUAUGGAAGAAAACCUAUCAUACUCUUGGGAACUAUCUCCAUUGCCGUUUUCAAUGCUCUCUUUGGCUUGAGCUUAAACUUCUGGAUGGCAAUUGGCACGAGGUUUCUUCUAGGUAGUUUCAACUGUUUGCUUGGAACAAUGAAGGCAUAUGCGUCAGAGAUAUUUCGUGAUGAAUAUCAAGCAACAGCAAUGUCAGCUGUUAGUACUGCUUGGGGCAUUGGCCUGAUCAUUGGCCCUGCACUAGGAGGCUUUUUAGCACAGCCGGCAGACAAAUAUCCAAAUGUGUUCUCUAAAGAAUCCAUUUUUGGGAGGUUCCCGUAUGCGUUGCCUUGCUUUACCAUAUCAGCUUUUGCAUUGGUUGUGACAGUACUAUGUUGCUUCAUUCCGGAAACACUGCACAAUCAUAAACAAGACAACACUUUAGAUGAUGACUCGUAUGAAAUAAUUGAAGCUGCAGCUCGUGACUCUACUGCUUCUACCGGGAAGACAGAAAAACACGAAAAGGCUUCUCAAGGGCCACUUUUGAAGAAUUGGCCCCUAAUGUCAUCUAUCAUUGUCUAUUGUGUGUUGUGUCUACAUGAUACUGCAUACUCUGAGAUAUUUGCUUUAUGGGCUAAUAGUCCAAGGAAAUAUGGAGGUCUGAGCUACUCAACCAAUGAUGUCGGUACAGUUCUUGCAAUCUCAGGUCUCGGCCUAUUCUGCUUUCAAGUCUUUGUUUAUCCUUUGGUGGAGAGACUGCUAGGACCUGUGCUGGUCACCCGUUUUGCUGGGGCAUUGAUGAUACCAAUACAAAUGAGUUAUCCAUUUAUAGCUAACUUAUCAGGUCUCAGUCAAAGCUUAAUGUUGAACUGUGCAUCAAUCCUCGUCAAUGUACUAAGUGUGUCUGCCAUAACUGGCUUGUUGAUCCUACAAAACAAAGCUGUGGAUCAGAGGCAAAGAGGGGCGGCUAAUGGAAUUGCUAUGACUGCGAUGUCUCUCUUUAAGACCGUUGGACCAGCUGGAGCUGGCAUCUUAUUUUCGUUGAGCGAGAGGAGACUGAACGCCUCGUUUCUACCAGGAUCGCAUAUGGUAUUCUUCGUCCUGAAUGUGAUAGUCCUGGUCGGUGUAGCUCUCACGUUCAAGCCAUUUCUUAAAACAGCUAGAAGUUGAAAUUUAUUGGAAUUGGUGGUGAUAGUGGAAUGUAUGUGGCUCGCUUUUAAGUUUAGAUUGAAUAAAAAAAUUAUCGAAUUUCACUAACCUUAGGAUUUCAGUUUUUUUUUCACUUUUGUUUUGCAUUGUCUGAUUUUGGACCAAAAGAUUACAGAAACAUCAAUGACAUGAUAAGGCACAUCAAAUGUAAGUACAAUAGUACUGUUCCUUAUUAAAUCCAUUGCACGGUUGAGUCG
This is a messenger RNA of Brassica napus (rape), 2030 nucleotides long. RefSeq names its product protein ZINC INDUCED FACILITATOR 1. Gene Ontology annotation, cellular component: plant-type vacuole membrane; plasma membrane. Gene Ontology annotation, biological process: transmembrane transport; regulation of stomatal closure. NCBI's taxonomy places the organism in Eukaryota, Viridiplantae, Streptophyta, Magnoliopsida, Brassicales, Brassicaceae. The record is from RefSeq and is a predicted model, not a curated record. Gene Ontology annotation, molecular function: solute:potassium antiporter activity. The transcript is spliced from 18 exons. The coding region runs from base 331 to 1794 and encodes 487 amino acids.